Messenger RNA from Glycine soja, 1931 nucleotides. Its product is annotated as protein Brevis radix-like 4. The record is from RefSeq and is a predicted model, not a curated record. Bases 422 to 1522 code for a protein of 366 amino acids. The transcript is spliced from 6 exons. Lineage: Eukaryota; Viridiplantae; Streptophyta; Magnoliopsida; Fabales; Fabaceae.
AGAGGUGCCACAGCCAGUUAACAUCCGGUAACCGGUAAGCCCGGAGUACAAAAAAAAGUGAAAUCCAAAGUAGCAGCAGACAGCACUCCUCUAGCACCAUUAUAGCUUCUACCGAACCAAGCAAAGCAAUAAAAUCACACCCCUACCUUGCCGCCACCGGAGAAUCCACCAUUGACUCCGACACCAUGCCCCCUCUUCCCACUUUCUGAAUUUCAUUUUCCACAAUCCAUUAUUAUUAUAAUAACAUUCCAUUCCUGUCUCCACCAGAGAUUCUCUGAUCUCGUAAUUGAAGUCGCACAUUAAUUAAUGCAUUUUGCACCUCGGUUUUCGCGCUUUAUUAAUCCUUCUUUUUCUUUCCUCACUGUCUCACGGCUUCACGCUCAGCUGCAGUAGAUUUUAACUUGAUUAUUAGGAAGCGAAAAUGCUUACGUGCAUAGCUCGUCCAAAGAAACCUGAUGAGUCGGAUCCAAACAACGCGACAAGCGCCGCUAAAUCGCAAGCCGUCAAAUCUCUCACUUCUCAGAUAAGGGAUAUGGCGCUGAAGGCUUCGGGAGCGUACAAGCAUUGCGCACCGUGCACGGGGCCAGCGACGCAGGGGCGAUUUCGGAGCAACACCACCGAGUCGGACGCGGAUUCGGACCGGUUCCGGUGGUCGUACCGGAGAACGGGGAGUUCGAGCUCGACGACGACAAGGACGUGGGGGAAGGAGAUGGAGGCGCGGCUGAAGGGGAUUUCGAGCGGGGAGGGGACGCCGAACUCCGCCAGCGGGAGGCGGGCGGAGCCGGUGGUGCUGUUUGUUGAAGAGAACGAGCCGAAGGAGUGGGUGGCGCAGGUGGAGCCUGGCGUUUUGAUUACGUUCGUUUCGUUGCCACGUGGCGGGAACGAUCUGAAGCGCAUACGGUUCAGUCGAGAGAUGUUCAAUAAAUGGCAAGCUCAAAGGUGGUGGGCAGAGAACUACGACAAGGUUAUGGAACUUUACAAUGUUCAAAGGUUUAACCGCCAAGCAUUUCCUCUUCCAACGCCACCAAGAUCUGAAGAUGAGAGCUCAAAGCUUGAAUCAGCUGAAGAAAGCCCCGUAACACCUCCACUGAACAGGGAACGGUUACCUCGUAAUAUGUACCGUCCAACAGGGAUGGGAAUGGGAUACUCAUCCUCAGAUUCCUUUGAUCAUCAGUCAAUGCAAUCUCGGCAUUUCUAUGACUCAAAUGGUAUGAACUCAACACCGAAAGUGUCCACCAUUAGUGCGGCCAAAACGGAGAUAUCAUCAAUGGAUGCUUCUAUCAGAAGUAGCUCAUCGAGAGAGGCUGAUCGCUCCGGUGAUUUUUCAAUCAGCAAUGCUAGUGAUUUGGAGACUGAAUGGGUUGAACAGGAUGAACCUGGGGUUUACAUUACGAUCAGAGCAUUGCCAGGUGGUGCAAGAGAGCUCAAACGAGUCAGGUUCAGCCGAGAAAAAUUUGGGGAGAUGCAUGCUAGAUUAUGGUGGGAAGAGAACCGUGCCAGAAUACAUGAACAAUACUUGUGAGUUGUGAGAUUUUACAAAGGGGGUGGUUGGUGUUGCUUAUUAAAUUGUUCCAUAUUUGUUUUGUUAUACUACUACUAAGUCUCUUUAUAGCUGUCAGAUGAGGUGCUACUUGCACCUCUGCCUUUUUUUGGGCUAUUUACAUGUGAUCGGUUCAGGUUAUCUUCUCUUGAAUGUGGGUCGUAAAUAUAGUUUCUAGUAGUUAAAGAUACUGGUGGAUAAAGAGCAGCAAUGAUUUACUUAAAAAGCUUAAGAAGUCUGGUGGGUGUAAAUUCUAUUACUAUUCAAAUUGGAUACAAAAGAUGAAUCCACUUUCAUUAUUUUGUUGUUUUUUUCCUACACUUCUAGGUCCAGCACGCAUCAGUUAUGAUGCACAAACAUAUGAAAAAGCAUGUCACCAGGUUUAUUUUUA